GUUUAAAGGGUGGGCUUGUAGUCAUUGUCAGGCAGCAAGUAAGAGAGAGAGAGAGAGAGAGGUGCGCCCAGGCAGACCGACUGAAGAGCGUGUGUGUGCAAACUGGGAUGAGUAAAUGCACUGGGCGGCUUAGCUGUUGAUACAGCCAGAGAGAAAGAGAGAGUGUGUGUGUGUGUGCACGAAAGCGACAGAGAGCGCACGAGAGAGAGAGAGAGAGGGUGAGAGAGAAGAAGUGAAAGGGAAGAAAGAAGCAGAGAAGAAAAAAGGGAGGAUACAACAACUACAACUAUGCUGUGCUGCAUAAGAAGAACCAAACCGGUGGAGAAGAAUGAUGAGGCGGACCAGAAGAUUGAACAGGAUGGCACCCCCAACAAACCCGAGGACAAGGCCCACAAGGCUGCCACCAAAAUACAGGCCAGCUUCCGUGGACACAUAACUCGGAAAAAGAUGAAAGAUGGAGAUGAGGAAAAGGAGGGAGACAGUCCUGCUGCUGCAGAGGAGGCGACAGAGGGAGGAGAAGAGGCAAAGAAAGCGGAGGGAGAAGAGGCACCUGCAAAGGAGGAGGAAGCUGCAGGAGAGGAGGCCAAGAAGAAGGAGGAGGAGACGAGCCAAGCCAAAAGCCCGGUGGCAGAUAAGCCAGCUAACUCUCCGGCAGCUGCUGCUGCCUCUCCUGUAGGCGCAGCGACGUCUCCUGUAGCGGCAGCACCGGCUGCUGCCUCUCCUACGGCCGCCACGGCGCCCUCCGAGCCCCAGAAAGAGGAGCCAAAGGCGGAGAAGAAAGCCGAGGAGAAGCCCAAAGAGGUGGAGGCCCCAGCGGCGGCAGCCAAGAGUCCCACCACAGCCACAGCUGAGGAGAAGAAGGAGGAGAGCGAGGAGAAAAAGGAGGAGGCCAGACAAGCCGAUGUGCCUGCUGCUGUCAGCCCGACAGCUGAGAAGGAGGAGCCUAACCAAACAAAAGAUAAACAAGAUGCUGCAGAGGAGUCUAAAGCAGAGGAGGCCACCCCGGCAGAUGCAGCGGCGGAGGGCACCGAGUCCAAGGAUGACUAAGGCAAAGUCUUAACUUAAAGAAAGCAGAAUUAAGAGUAUGAAGAAUUACACAAAAACAAAAAUCUAAAAAGGUUGCUCUUUGCCUUCCCAAUGUGAAGGCAGUCCGUUUCUAUUUGUUUGUCAUUUUUUGUGUGGCAAUGAUUUUCUCAUGUUGGGGGAGUUUCCAGCGUUAAGUUUUUUGGCUCAAGCUAAUACUAUGAGGAAGUGGUGAUGAUGAUGAUGUUGAUUAUGAAAAAUGAUUGUUACCUUGAUGAGGAGGAGGAGGCGGAGGAUUUGAUUUGAUCUUCACUAUCUAUUGUAAGUGAAUCAGUGGUGGAAUGAACGCUCCCAACUGGAUGUUUACACGUUUAAAAUGCGUUGUGAAUGCACCACACUUUAUUCGCAUUGCAAUGCACUUUAUUUAAACACAUUUUUGCAAUUAAAAUCUGUACUUCUGCAAAUGCACGCACAAAAACAAGCUGGUUUAAAAUGCAACUUUAGUUUUCAGCACUACAAGUGUAUUGAGAACACCGCAAAUAGGUAAUGUACUGACACAUCUGAUGGAGAAUAGAAUGUAUAAUUAAAUGUGUGACAUUUCCAGUUGGGCAGCUUUAUCCUGAAUCCAAAAACCACAUAUAGGACAAGACUAUUACUCUCUCUCUCUCUCUAUUCUGCUUGAGUCAUUCAAGCUUGGUUUACACCCCUUUUACAAACUCCCUGUCUACUCACAUUUACAGUAAAGGACCUGUUGCCAUUUAAAUGACAUACGCAUAUAAUAAUACACUUUAAAAGUCAGCUAUAGUAUUGGUAUAACUGGCUCUUACAUGACGAUUUGUGUUCUGCCAACCAAACGUGAGAACAGUAGCAUGAACCAUCGAACCAGAUGCAUGAUGGGAACUCUCCCUCUGAGAGGAACUUUUUCGCAGUCACAAAAACUUAAGAGGUGUGGCGGCUUCUUUUUGAUGUCUUUGGUGUUGUUAUGACAGUUUAUAUGAAUUGGAAAAAUACUGAGUAAAAUAAAAAUGCACUGAUGUUACGCAAAAAAAAAGUAAAAAGAAAAAUCAAACAAACGAGCAAACAAAAAAUACUUUUCCCAUGUUCCAGUGAGUGCAAUGUCCAGUUUCAACCUUAUCAAGGAGUUCAAACUUGUGAGAAAAAAAAUAUGAAAAAAUAAAAAUGGUUUCAAUGUCUGUUUUCAAAAUAAAGCAAAUGUGCCAAUUACCAUCAUAAA
Molecule: messenger RNA, 2257 nt
Organism: Sebastes umbrosus (honeycomb rockfish)
Lineage: Eukaryota; Metazoa; Chordata; Actinopteri; Perciformes; Sebastidae
Gene: gap43
Product: growth associated protein 43
Exons: 3
Coding region: 289-1047 (252 amino acids)
Biological process (GO): regulation of growth
Molecular function (GO): protein binding
Source: RefSeq, a predicted model, not a curated record